AUGUCGGUUACUCCCAAAUGUCUUUUCUCAUAUUUCAAAGCUCCAAAGCUAUACAACCCAAAGCUAUACAACCCAAAGCUGUACAACCCAAAGCUAUACAACCCAAAGCUAUACAACCCAAAGCUGUACAACCCAAAGCUGUACAACCCAAAGCUAUACAACCCAAAGCUAUACAACCCAAAGCUGUACAACCCAAAGCUGUACAACCCAAAGCUAUACAACCCAAAGCUGUACAACCCAAAGCUAUACAACCCAAAGCUAUACAACCCAAAGCUGUACAACCCAAAGCUGUACAACCCAAAGCUAUACAACCCAAAGCUAUACAACCCAAAGCUGUACAACCUAAAGCUGUACAACCCAAAGCUAUACAACCCAAAGCUAUACAACCCAAAGCUGUACAACCCAAAGCUGUACAACCCAAAGCUGUACAACCCAAAGCUAUACAACCCAAAGCUAUACAACCCAAAGCUGUACAACCCAAAGCUAUACAACCCAAAGCUGUACAACCCAAAGCUGUACAACCCAAAGCUAUACAACCCAAAGCUAUACAACCCAAAGCUGUACAACCCAAAGCUGUACAACCCAAAGCUGUACGCAUGCGACACCUGGUGUCAUCAUCACUGA
Molecule: messenger RNA, 624 nt
Organism: Haliotis rufescens (red abalone)
Lineage: Eukaryota; Metazoa; Mollusca; Gastropoda; Lepetellida; Haliotidae
Product: repetitive proline-rich cell wall protein 1-like
Exons: 2
Coding region: 1-624 (207 amino acids)
Source: RefSeq, a predicted model, not a curated record